Messenger RNA from Fraxinus pennsylvanica, 633 nucleotides. The record is from the annotation of a GenBank genome assembly. Lineage: Eukaryota; Viridiplantae; Streptophyta; Magnoliopsida; Lamiales; Oleaceae.
AUGGCUCGUGGAAAGAUUCAAAUGAAGAGAAUUGAAAAUCCGGUGCAUCGGCAGGUGACCUUUUGCAAGCGCCGUGCAGGGCUUCUUAAGAAGGCUAAGGAGCUAUCUGUGCUAUGUGAUGCUGAAAUUGGAGUUCUUAUUUUCUCCUCCCAUGAAAAGCUCUAUGAGCUAGCCACCAAAGGAAGUAUGCAGAGUUUGAUUGAGAGGUACAUGAAGUGUAACCCGCCUGGAGUUCAAACUGAGCAUCCCAGAGAUAAGCAAGUUAUGGAUCUGAAGGAAGAGAUUAGCAUGCUGAAGCAUGAGAUUGAUGCGCUUCAGAAAGGGCUGAGAUUCACAUCUGGUGGAGGAGUUGGUGCUACGACAUUGGAUGAAUUGAAUGAUCUCGAGAAACAUCUUGAAGUAUGUGUUUAUCAGAUUCGCUCGACAAAGAUGGAUAUUAUGUUUCAAGAGAUCGAGUUGCUCAAAAAUAAGGAGGGGAUACUGACAGCAGCAAACGAGCAUUUACGGGAAAAGAUAGAGGAGCAGUAUGGGAUUAAUAGUUCCACGCCAGCAGUGCUGACUGAUAUUCAAUAUCCAUUAUGGACUAACACUCAGUGCCCAUUAACCAUACAAAAUGAAAUAUAUCAGUUCUAA